AUGGCGAUAGCAAAGGCAACGAAGACCAAGGCCUACUUCAAGAGAUACCAAGUCAAAUACCGCAGAAGGAGAGCGGGGAAGACUGACUACCGCGCGCGCCUGCGCCUGGUGACCCAGGACAAGAACAAGUACAACACCCCCAAGUACCGCUUCGUUGUCCGCUUCACGCGCAAGGACAUCAUCACGCAGGUCACCUAUGCCACCAUGGCGGGAGACGUCGUCGUGUGCGCCGCCUACGCGCACGAGCUGCCCCGCUACGGUCUCAAGGCCGGCCUCACCAACUACGCCGCUGCGUACUGCACGGGGCUGCUGUGCGCGCGCAGGAUGUUGCAGAAGUUCGGCAUGGACAAGGAGUACGAGGGCAGCACCGAGGUGACGGGCGAGGACUACAACGUGGAGCAGGGCGAGGGCCGUGCCCCCUUCAAGGCGCUGCUGGACGUGGGCCUCGUGCGCACCACCACGGGCAACCGCGUCUUCGGCGCCCUCAAGGGAGCUUGCGACGGCGGCAUGGAGAUCCCGCACAGCGACAAGCGCUUCCCCGGGUUCAUGAACGACGGCAAGGGCGGGUCUGCCAGCCUGGACGCCGAGGUGCACCGCAAGUACAUCUUCGGCGGACACGUCGGCGAGUACAUGGAGAUGCUGGAGGAGGAGGAGCCGGAGAAGUACCAGUCGCACUUCGCCAAGUUCCUGGGCGAGGGAGUGGACGCGAGUGGGCUGGAGGAGAUGUACAAGGGCGUGCACGCGGCCAUCCGUGCUGACCCCGCCGCCAAGCUCACCGAGAAGAAGCUGCCUGCUGAGAAGCGCAGCUGGAAGAUGAAGAAGCUGACGUACGAGCAGAGGAAGGCCAACCUGGUGCCCAAGACGUUCACCGCGGACGACCUCACGCACGUGCUCGCCGAGGCGGGCACGGUCUGUGACGUCACCAUCGUCAAGGAUCGUGUCACUAAAGAGUCGCGCGGCUGCGCGUUCGUACUCUACUCGACGCGCGCGGAGGCGGACGCCGCCAUCGCGCUGUUCCACAACAUCCGCAAGCUGCCGGGGGCGAAGACUGCGAUGCAAGUGAAGUACGCCGACGGCCAGGAGCACAAAAUAGAGAACAAGCUAUUCGUGGGCAUGCUACCCAAGGCGGUGACAGCGGAGCAGCUGACAGCAGUGUUUUCGCAGUACGGCACCGUCAUUGACAUCAAUGUGCUCAAGCCUGCUCCUCACAUCACCCGAGGGUCGGCGUUUGUGAAGUUCCAGUCGUACGCGCAGGCGCAGGCCGCCAUUGACGCGCUCAACGGCAAGCACCGCCUCGAGGAGGGGGGGGUGCCAAUGGCGGUGAAGUGGGCGGACACGGACAAGGAGAAGAUGGCGCGCAAGGCGCACCGCAUGGGCCCGCCUGCACCCGCUGCUGCUGCGCUGGGCAUGGGGCCGUCGCCCCCCGGGCUCUACUCCUCGCCCCUCAUGGGGUCCGCGCCUGGCGCUGCCUUCUUCCUGCCGCCCUCCACUGCGCCGUCUCUGUACGGCUCUCCCAUGCAGCCCCAGCUGCAGCAGUACGGAGGCAUGGACUUGGCAUCACUGUACCAGCCACAACCACCCGCCAUGCCGCAACCGCAGCCACACGACAUGUAUGCCAUGCCGCCACCUGCUACCCAACACUACCACACGGAUGGCGCAGCAGCAGCAAUGGCAGGUGGAGGAGGAGGAGGAGGAGGCGGAGGGGGCAUUGGGGGGCCAGUGGGGGGCUAUCAGCUGGGUGCGGUGCCUUCAGCGACGGCCGUGGCGGCUGCUGUGAGGCAGGCGCUGGCUCAGAAGGAAGGUCCCCCCGGAGCCAACAUAUUCGUGUACAACAUCCCUCCGGAGUGGCGGGACCACGACCUCACCACGGCGUUUGUGGAGUUUGGCAACGUGCUGUCGGCGCGCGUCUUCAUCGACAAGAACACGGGCCUCAGCAAGAACUUUGGGUUUGUGAGCUACGAUGCGGCGGAGGCAGCGCAGGCGGCGAUAGCGGUGAUGGACGGGUUCCUGGUGGGGGGGCGCCACCUCAAGGUCUCCGUCAAGAAGGGCCAGCAGGCUUCUGCGCCCGGCCACGCCUCCGCUCCCUACUGA
Molecule: messenger RNA, 2091 nt
Organism: Closterium sp. Naga37s-1
Lineage: Eukaryota; Viridiplantae; Streptophyta; Zygnematophyceae; Desmidiales; Closteriaceae
Source: the annotation of a GenBank genome assembly